This is a messenger RNA of Trifolium pratense (red clover), 3673 nucleotides long. Its product is annotated as BAHD acyltransferase DCR. The transcript has a single exon. The record is from RefSeq and is a predicted model, not a curated record. Bases 414 to 1841 code for a protein of 475 amino acids. NCBI's taxonomy places the organism in Eukaryota, Viridiplantae, Streptophyta, Magnoliopsida, Fabales, Fabaceae.
CUCAAAAAUCACUUCUAUAAUAACUAAAAACUCUACUUGUAGAUCUCGUGAAUUUAUAUCUGUUGGUAUAAACAUUAAAUUAUAUAUGCAGAGAACUGAGUUCGAACAAUGAUCAUUUUAUUUAUGCUUCUUAAAAUAAAAUUUCUAACCACUAAUCUUAUUUAUAACAAAAAAAAAACUCAAUAUGUUAAUCCAAUCACUAUGGUUCAAGGGAGAUAUCACAAUUAAAGUAGAAUUCUCUGAUGUGGUGGAGAUAACUCAUGGAAAAAAGAAAAACACUUUCUAGUCAAAAAAAUAAAUUAGAAAGCACUUUAUUUCUUCCACCUCCACUUAUAAAAAGGCCACUCCACCCUUCCACUUGAAAACCAACCAAACAUUCUCAGCUCACACAAAAACACAAGAAUCAACAAAAAAUGCCUUCAUCUUCCACAACCAUAGUUUCAAAAUGCACAAUCUAUCCAAACCAAAAAUCAUCAAUAAAACCCUUAAAACUCUCUGUUUCUGAUCUUCCAAUGCUUUCAUGUCACUAUAUUCAAAAAGGAAUUUUACUUUCUACACCCCCUUAUUCCUUUGAAGACCUUAUUCAAACCCUCAAAACCUCUCUUUCCAUCACUCUCUCUCACUUCCCUCCUCUCGCCGGCCGACUCACCACCGACUCCGACGGUUACAUUUACAUAACUUCCAACGAUGCCGGCGUCGAUUUCAUUCACUCCAAAGCCAAACACUUAACCAUAAACACCGUCGUUUCACCUUCUUUGAUCGAUGUUCAUCCUUGUUUCAAAGAAUUCUUCGCUUAUGACAUGCCGGUUUCUUACUCCGGUCACCAAAACCCUCUCGCCGCUGUUCAAGUCACUGAACUCGCCGACGGUGUUUUCAUCGGUUGUACUGUUAAUCAUUCCGUAACCGACGGUACUUCUUUCUGGCAUUUCUUUAACACGUUCGCCGCCGUCACUAAAGGUGGCGGUGGCGGCGCUGUCAAGAUCUCGAAAUCUCCGGAUUUCAUAAGAAACACAAUCUUUAACUCCACCGCUGUCCUCCCUAUCCCCGCCGGUGGUCCCACCGUCACUUUCGACGUCGAUGAGCCUCUCCGUGAACGUGUCUUUCAUUUCUCUCGUGAAUCCAUUCUCAAACUUAAACAGAAAGCAAACAGUAACAGCAACGGUAACGGUUUAACAGAUCCAACUGAGGUAAUAGCAAAACAAGCAAAUGACAGUUGGAAAAACGUUAACUCUAACGGCCACGUUAACGGAAGCGUUAAAUCUAACGUGAGAAACGAGAUCUCGUCGUUUCAAUCGUUAAGUGCACAGUUAUGGCGAUCAGUGACACGUGCACGAAAAUUAGAUUCAACCAAAACGUCGACGUUUCGUAUGGCCGUAAAUUGUCGUCAUAGAUUAAACCCAAAAAUGGAACCGUUUUAUUUCGGUAACGCGAUACAAAGUAUCCCAACCGUUGCUUCAGUUAAAGAUAUUUUAUCCAACGAUCUAAAAUACUGCGCUGGAUUACUACAUCAAAACGUCGUCGCACAUGAUGACGCUACGGUGCGCCGCGGAGUAGAGGAUUGGGAAAAUAAUCCUAGGUUAUUUCCACUAGGGAAUUUUGAUGGUGCUAUGAUAACAAUGGGUAGUUCACCUCGUUUUCCUAUGUAUGAUAAUGAUUUUGGUUGGGGUAUACCUUUGGCUAUAAGAAGUGGAAAAGCUAAUAAAUUUGAUGGGAAAAUUUCAGCUUUUCCUGGUAGAGAAGGAAAUGGAAGUGUUGAUCUUGAAGUUGUUUUGAAACCUGAAACUAUGUUUGGGCUUGAAAAUGACAUUGAUUUUAUGCAGUAUGUUACGGAUGUAGUGUGAAAAAAAUAAGGGGUGUUUUGGUAAAAAGUUGAGGAUAGUGUCUUGGAUUUGGGUGUUUUGGUCAACGUUGGUUCAAUGAGGUUGGGUAAAUGUUUUUUAGGGAGUGUUUGGGUGGUUGACCCUAUGGAUAGAUAUUGUAUGGGAUUUUGUUGGCUUUUCACUUUACAAGUGAUUAGUAACAAGAAGGGAAAGUAAUAAUAUUGAUAUUGAUAAAUGAAAAUGGGAAAUUAAAAAAAAAAAAAAAGUUGAAACUAAACUAAGUUUUUGUUGUUUUUGAGCAAAAAAAGAGACAUUUAUUGUAUUUAUUUAUUGGAAAAGUUAAUGUCUAAUGGCUUUUUUUUUUAUUUAUAUGCACUAGUAUGUAUGUUCAAAAGACUAGGGUUACUUCUUAUCAAAAAAAAAAAAAAAAAAAAAAGACUAGGGUUACUUGUGUUUGGGUUUAACCCUAAAGAAUAUUAAUAUAGUGAUUUAGAUUUGAAUUUGAACUUGGAAUUACAUAAAAUAUCUUGACAAUUGAACUAUUAGGCUGAAUAAUGGGGAUAUUGUUUUCAUCUUCUAAACAGACAUUUUAUAAAUGCAUAAAAAAAAUCAAAGAUAUUGAAUUUAACAAUAAUAUUUUGAGGUUUGAAUAUUAAUUUUUUUAAUUUAAUUGAAGGAUAAAAUUGAAAAAGAUAUUAUGCAAACUUUUAGUUAAUAUAGUGGUACAUAGGUAUAGGUUGUUUACUCUCAUGUGACAUCAAGAUUUUCAGAAUUGGUUCAAAACACCAAGCUGUUAGAAGAUGAGAGUACAUAGUGAACUAUUAUAUGUUUAGAAGAUGACAUAUAAUCUUGGAUAUUACUAUGCACUAUAUUUGCAUACUAUUAAAUUUGGAGGAAUAGAAACAUGAGAUUUUAUAAAAUAUUAGGAAAGAUAUUUGGGUUGCGGUUAAUAGCAUAAUCUUUUAUCAUUCUUCCAUCCAUACACUUGACCCCAUCAAUAUAUACUGUGUGAUCCGUCAAGUCCGUUGGAAUCCUUUCCUAGGAGACUUUAUUAAAAUAAAUGUAGAUCGCUCAUCUUUAGACAAUCAUGAUAAUGCAGGUUUUGAAGGUCUUUUGAGAAAUGAUAGGGGCAAUUGGCUUCAUGUUUUUUUUUUGGAUCCUUUGUUAGAACUUCGAACUUAUUGGCUGAAUUUUCAACUAUUUGGAGAGGUUUUCAAUUGAAGUGAGAUCUUGGCUACCGAUCUAUCAUCAUGGAAUCAGAUCCUCAGGCAGCCUUAGAUCUUAUUGUUGAUGCUAAGCAAAAUGACUUUCAGCUCCGUGCAACAUUAUUGUCUUUUGUUCAGAAGCUCUCUUUUCUUUUUUGGGUGGUUUUCUUUAAUCUUAUCUUGAGUUAAGACAAUGAAUAUGGCGAUAUUAUUGCCUAGUUUUGUUCUAAUUUUAUCUUAAUUCUUUUUUAUCAAAAAAGAAAAAUUCUCUUGAGGUUAUUUUAAUUAAUUAAUAUUUGUGUGGAGAUAAUGAUAAAAUUGAUUGAGAAUGAGGAUAAAGUUGUGGAUAAAGAAUAUGAGAUAAAUGUGUGAGCAUAUAGAAUAGAAAAUUAAUUAAUAUAUUAGUUAUAGAAUGUGAUGUGAGAUUAUUAAACCGCCAGAGGCCACACAGAAUGGCCAAGCUAGCUUUUGUGAUGCUCUGUUUUAUUUGAACAUAUCCCGUGGUGUAUUAUUUAAUUGUUGUGACAAUUUCCAACAUGGACGCAACAUCUAUGGUGUUAAAAAUUACUCUCAUCCCCCACUCAGAUUGUUUACAUGAGAUAUUCGAUUCUCUUUUAAUUUAAUUAAUUAUUUGAUUUGUAUUCAGAC